GAGACUUGAUUCUCUUUUGUUCAUCUUCAAACCCUACAUAUCUUCUUGUCUUUACAUGUAAAAAAAAUUAAGAAAAAAAAAAACUUGCACAAAGACAAGCUUUGUCAGUCUCUUCUACAAACCAAUAUGUAAAAAAUUCGGUGCCGAGUUUUUUUACAGGUGAAAAAACGAGAGCAACAAUGGCGAAAGCAAAGGCAAAUGUUAAUCGACAACAAGAGAAUGGAGCUUGAGUGGCAAAUGGUGAUGAGCUAUGGGAAAAACUGAAGAACAACAGAGACUGAGUUCGAAUGUGAGCAGUGAAGUACUAGUCGAGGAAUCGAACGCUUCGAUUUCGAGCUUGAGCUUUAGAUUCGUUGCUUGUGGAUCCAGAAACUCUCCCAUUGGCCUUCGAUGCUUCGUAUUCGUGCUGCUUGCUCUUGCUCUCUUUCUUUCUGCUUUAUUUUGGCUUCCCCCUUUUCUUCAUUCUUCAGAUCACUCCGAUCUGGAUCUCGAUUCCAGGUUCAAAGGUCAUGAUAUAGUAGCGAGUUUUAAAGUUGAGAAGCCGGUUUCUUUUCUGGGAGACAAUAUUGUGCAGCUUGAAAAUGACAUUUUUGAUGAGAUAGGCUUUCCCACAAGCAAAGUGGUCAUCUUAUCUCUCGAACCUUUAAAUGUACCGAAUGUAUCGAAGGUUGUGUUUGGGGUUGAUCCUGAUGCAAGAUAUUCAAAGAUAUCUCCGACCGCUGAAAGUUUGACACUGUCGUCGUUUGAAUAUCUGGUUACACACCGAUCGUCCUUGCGCUUGACGGAAUCCCUGUUCGGGGAGUCGUAUUUCUUGGACGUGCUGAAAUUCCCGGGAGGAAUCACUGUAAUUCCCCCGCAAAGCGCGUUUCUUCUGCAGAAAGUGCAAAUCCGCUUCAACUUUACGUUAAACUUCUCUAUUUACCAAAUACAAUUAAAUUUUGAUGAUUUGAGGAGCCAGCUGAAGGCUGGACUGCAUCUAGCCACAUAUGAGAACUUGUAUAUUAUCUUAUCAAAUUCGGAAGGUUCAACAGCUGCUCCCCCAACUACUGUUCAGUCAUCUGUUCUGCUGGCCGUAGGGAAUAAUCCAUCGAUUCCGAGAUUGAAGCAACUAGCUCAAACCAUCACGGGUUCUCAUUCAAGAAACCUCGGCCUGAACAACACUGUAUUUGGUAGAGUUAAGGAAGUUCGGCUUUCGUCCAUUCCAAAACAUUCCGUUCAUGGAGGUGAUGGCAACUCAAACUCAUCGUCCCCUUCUCCUGCUCCUUCGCCUCAUCCCCUCCACAGUAACCACCAUCAUCACCAUCAUCGUCACCAUCACCACCACCAUCACCACGGUGAUGAUCUAGCUCCUGCAGUUUCACCUGCUACAUCAGCCAAGAAAGGUGCUGCAUCUGCACCAGAAGUUUAUUCACCUGCCCCCGAAACAAUUUCACCAGCAUCUCAACGGAGUAACAAGGCAAACCCGCCAGGCUGCCAUAAUGGGAAUAAAAGGAGCAAGGGGAAGACUCGAGAGGAGUCUAAUGUAGCCCCCGCUUCCACACCCGAAAUUUCUCCUCAGCAUUCUCCUGUCCCACCAAAUGUACACUCAUCAGCACCGGCACCCAAACCUAAGCUCAGACCCGUUUCCUAUUUGACUCCCACAUCCAGUCCGCUGCCAAAUGUAGCGUUUGCUCAUGACAAACCUCCAUCGAAGAGUGAACCAAAUAAUGAGGCUCCCGACGGGACACCUUCAGUUCCGCCAUCAGCAUUGGCAUCUUUACGUCUUCCAACUAUGCAAUGGCUGCUUUCACUCCUAUUAGUUAUUACCAUGUUGUAUUUAUAACAAGAGAGUAUGAACCUGUUUUCUAGUUACAAUCGCUUUCAAACUGUAUAAUUCCGAAACUAGCGUUUCGCCAACGAGAGCAACUCAAAGGGCGUGCUCUCUUGUUCGGUUGGAUAAAUGCUGUUUUUCCGUGCUGGAAAUAUCCGAGUAACGAUCGAGUGGCACCAUUUUCAGGUCAAAAGCCACACUGGUGGCAGGGCCUAUAGAUUAUGUGACCACUGCUUUGUGUAUUCUCUUUUGCUGAAAUCAGAGGGAAAAACAGAUCUAUAUGCAAAUACUUUCCUCUACUUUUUCUCA
Molecule: messenger RNA, 2119 nt
Organism: Hibiscus syriacus
Lineage: Eukaryota; Viridiplantae; Streptophyta; Magnoliopsida; Malvales; Malvaceae
Exons: 5
Coding region: 251-1822 (523 amino acids)
Source: RefSeq, a predicted model, not a curated record